UAGUUUUUCAGCUGAUCUCGGGCACUGCUUGCUUUUCAAUCCAGUAGAUAACACUGAUAGUUAGCAACUGGUUUUCCUGUGGCACACUUGGCAAUUUUCAAAUUCUCUCUGGAUCAACUAGGUGGACUUUUAAACAUAACCACUGAUAUUUUGACUCUACCCCCUAAAAGGCCUAGUAAUCACUUCAGAAGGGAAUGAGUCUCCCAGAAACCCCACUUUGAGAAACAGGUUUUACCUGACCCUGGACUGCGAGUGUAGCUUCCCUCAUUGAACCAAGUCUGCCCCUGCUUAGAAACCAGAGUCCCUUUCAGCUGAGCCUAAGAGAGAACAAGGGAAAUGUAGACAUGUCUCAAAGAUACCUGUAGAAUGACGGUUCUCAGUCAGGGGCCGGGGAUGUGUUACAAUGUCUAGAGACAUCUGUGAUUGUUGAGGGGCAGUGUGGCUGGCAUCUCAUGGGCUCAGGUCAGGGUUGCUGCUCAGUGUCUUACAAUGCCACAAAGAUGUAUCUCACCAGAAAUGGCAGGAGUGCACCAGUUGAGAAACUUCUAGAAAAAAACAUCAGCCAGCCAAGUUGCUUGAAUUUAGACAUGAGGUUGCCCUGAUUGCGGUGGUAGAAAUAGAAGGAACCUGCUGCUUCUGCAAACCUCAUGUCUGAGAUGGCAUAAAUAGUCACACUCCUCCCCCCACCCCGUAACCAGUCUUUGCACUUGGAAAGUUCACGACUGGCAGCCUGCAGUCUCCAUGACUUAAGUAGGUUUGCCACAGCUCAUCUCUUCACCUCAGAAGACUCCAGACCUGGACUCACUCCAUGCAGCAAAGAAAGUUGAUGCUACUGGGUCCAUCUCAGGCUGAUCUUGACACCUUCCAUGUUCUGCUCUCUUCAGCCAGACUUGUCUGUUUCAUUUUGGAAGAAGACUAAAAAUGGUGUUUCCAAUGUGGACACUGAAGAGACAGUUUCCUAUCCUUUUUAACAUGAUCCUAAUUUCUGAACUCCUUGGGGCUAGAUGGUUUCCUAAAACUCUGCCCUGUGAUGUCACUCUGGAUGCUCCAAAUGCCCAUGUGAUUGUGGACUGCACAGACAAACAUUUGACAGAAAUUCCUGGAGGUAUUCCUGCCAAUGCCACCAACCUCACCCUCACCAUUAACCACAUAGCAGGCAUCUCUCCAGCCUCCUUCCACCGGCUGGACCAUCUGGUGGAGAUCGAUUUCAGGUGCAACUGCAUACCUGUUCGACUGGGGCCAAAAGACAACGUGUGCACCAAAAGGCUACAGAUUAAACCCAACAGCUUUAGCAAACUCACGUAUUUAAAAUCUCUUUACCUGGAUGGAAACCAGCUUCUAGAAAUACCUCAGGAUCUUCCUCCCAGCUUACAGCUGCUGAGCCUGGAGGCCAACAACAUCUUCUUGAUCAUGAAGGAGAAUCUAACAGAACUGGCCAACCUAGAAAUACUCUACCUGGGCCAAAACUGUUACUAUCGUAACCCUUGUAAUGUUUCAUUUACUAUCGAAAAAGAUGCUUUCCUAAAUAUGAGAAAUUUAAAAUUGCUCUCCCUAAAAGAUAACAAUAUCUCAGCUGUCCCCACUGUUUUGCCAUCUAGUUUGACAGAACUCUAUCUUUACAAUAACAUCAUUACAAAAAUCCAAGAAGAUGAUUUUAAUAACCUCAGUCAACUACAAGUUCUUGAUCUGAGUGGAAAUUGCCCUCGUUGUUAUAAUGUUCCAUUUCCUUGCACACCCUGUGAAAAUAAUUCUCCCCUACAGAUUGAUCUAAAUGCUUUUGAUGCAUUGACAGAAUUGCAAGUCUUACGCCUACACAGUAACUCUCUUCAGCAUGUGCCCCAAAGAUGGUUUAAAAACAUUAACAAACUUAAAGAACUAGAUCUUUCCCAAAACUUCUUGGCCAAAGAAAUUGGGGAUGCCAAAUUUUUACAUCUUCUUCAUAACCUUGUCAACUUGGAUCUGUCUUUCAAUUAUGAUCUUCAGGUCUACCAUGCAGUUAUAAAUCUAUCAGAUGCAUUUUCUUCACUGAAAAAAUUGAAAGUUUUGCGAAUCAAAGGCUACGUCUUUAAAGAGCUGAAUAGUUUAAACCUCUUCCCAUUAUGUAAUCUUCCCAGUCUUGAAGUUCUUGAUCUUGGCACUAACUUUAUUAAAAUUGCUGACCUCAGCAUAUUUAAACAAUUUAAAACAUUGAAAUUCAUUGAUCUUUCAGUGAAUAAAAUAUCACCUUCGGGAGAUUCAACUGAAGGUGGUUUCUGCUCUAACAUGAGAACUUCUGUAGAAGGCCAUGGGCCCCAGGUCCUUGAAGCAUUGCAUUAUUUCAGAUAUGAUGAGUAUGCAAGGAGUUGCCGGUCCAAGAGCAAAGAGCCUCCUUCUUUCUUACCUCUUAAUGAAGAUUGUUAUAUGUAUGGGCAGACCUUGGACCUUAGUAGAAAUAAUAUAUUUUUUAUCAAGUCUUCUGAUUUCCAGCAUCUUUCUUUCCUCAAAUGCCUAAACUUAUCAGGAAAUAGCAUUAGCCAGACGCUUAAUGGAAGUGAAUUUCAGCCUUUAGUGGAGUUGAAAUAUUUGGACUUCUCUAACAAUCGGCUUGAUUUACUCUACUCAACGGCAUUUGAGGAGCUGCACAACCUGGAAGUCCUAGAUAUAAGUAGUAACAGCCAUUAUUUUCAAUCAGAAGGAAUUACUCACAUGCUAAAUUUUACCAAGAACCUCAAGGUUCUGAAGAAACUGAUGAUGAACUAUAAUGACAUCGCUACCUCCACCAGCAGGACCAUGGAGAGUGAAUCUCUUCAAAUCCUGGAGUUCAGAGGCAACCAUUUGGAUAUUUUAUGGAGAGAUGGUGAUAACAGAUACUUAAAAUUCUUCAAGAAUCUGCUAAACUUAGAAGAGCUAGACAUCUCUGAAAAUUCUCUGAGUUUCUUACCUUUGGGAGUUUUUGACAGUAUGCCUCCAAAUCUAAAGACUCUCUCCUUGGCCAAAAAUGGGCUCAAGUCUUUCAGUUGGAAAGGACUACAGAGUCUGAAGAAUCUAGAAACUUUGGACCUCAGCUUCAACCAGCUGAAGACUGUCCCUGAGAGAUUAUCCAACUGUUCCCGCAGCCUCAAGAAACUCAUACUUAAGAAUAAUCAAAUCAGGUGCCUGACAAAGUAUUUUCUCCAAGGUGCUUUCCAGUUGCGACAUCUGGACCUCAGCUCAAAUAAAAUUCAGGUUAUCCAAAAGACGAGUUUUCCAGAAAACGUCCUCAACAAUCUAAACAUUUUGUUUUUGCAUCACAAUCGAUUUCUGUGCAACUGUGAUGCUGUGUGGUUUGUCUGGUGGGUUAACCAUACCGAGGUGACUAUUCCUUACUUGGCCACAGAUGUGACUUGCAUGGGACCAGGAGCACACAAGGGCCAGAGUGUGGUCUCUCUGGAUCUAUAUACCUGUGAGUUAGAUUUGACUAACUUCAUCCUGUUCUCACUUUCCAUAUCAGCAAUUCUCUCUCUGAUGAUGAUCACAACAGCAAACCAUCUCUAUUUCUGGGAUGUGUGGUAUAGUUAUCAUUUCUGUAAAGCCAAAAUAAAAGGGUAUCGACGUCUGAUAUCACCCAAUUCUUGCUAUGAUGCUUUCAUUGUAUAUGACACUAAAGACCCAGCAGUGACAGAGUGGGUUUUGGACGAGCUGGUGGCCAAAUUGGAAGACCCGAGAGAGAAGUGUUUUAAUUUAUGUCUUGAGGAAAGAGACUGGUUACCAGGGCAGCCUGUUCUGGAAAAUCUUUCCCAGAGCAUACAGCUUAGCAAAAAGACAGUGUUUGUGAUGACAGACAAGUACGCAAAGACUGAGAAUUUUAAGAUAGCAUUUUACUUAUCCCAUCAGAGGCUCAUGGAUGAAAAAGUGGAUGUAAUCAUCUUGAUAUUCCUUGAGAAGCCCCUUCAGAAGUCCAAGUUUCUCCAACUCCGGAAGAGGCUCUGUGGCAGUUCUGUCCUUGAGUGGCCAACAAACCCACAGGCUCACCCGUACUUCUGGCAGUGUCUGAAAAAUGCCCUGGCCACAGACAAUCACGUGACCUACAGUCAGGUGUUCAAAGAGACAGCCUAGCCCUUCUUUGCCGAAUGUGACUGCUACCAAGGAGAAGCUCAGCUGCCUUGAUCGGCUCACCCAUGCCUUGCCAGAAGAGUGUUCUAAGAUUCUCCAAGCCCUGGGAUUGCCCAUAUUGGAGAGGAGUCACCAAUACAUAACAAAGGAAGCAGAAAAAUGGGAUUUAUAUAAGCAUCAAGUCAUCUUUCUCAGCUCUCUCUGUCUCCAUUUGCACUUGAGUCUUUGUCUUCUGCCCUUGCAUAAAAUACUGUUGGGAGAAGGGUGGCAAGUAGAGGAUGUGGGACUUUGAUUCUCCUGUAAUUGUGAUUAUUACAUAUACACACAGUCACCAAGAACUGCACUUCUACCCUCAAGAGGCACUGGUAUGUAUAGAAAUAGGGUUAAAAAAAAGGCUCAGAGUCUGCUUAUAUGACAUUAAAAUGUACCAGUUAAUUAGUGGUAAAAAUAAAGACACAGUUAACUCCUCAGCCAAUUGACUCAACCAUCUAGUGCCCCGUUCUGUGCAGACCAAGUGCUGGCCCCCAGCAGGUGGUACAGCUCAAGUGCUCCUUGCUCUUUCUCUCCUGGGCCUGUUACUGGGUUUUUUGGGGAAAUAGAAACAUCUUUGUCAUCGAUGGACAUAGUCUACUUACAAGUGGGAGAAGAAUAAAGUCAUGCUCUUUACUUUUGAUGAUAAUUUACCUGCUUAAAUAUGGCUCUGGACUAAAUGUUGAAAUCCUAAUCCCCCAGUGUGAUGGUGUUGGGAGGUGGGAGGUGGGGUUUUUAAGAAGUGGUUAGGUCAUGAGACUGGAGCCCUCGUGAUGGGAUUACUGCCUUAGAAGAAGCAGUCAGGGGACUAACUUGCUGUGUUCCCAUCGUGUGAGGGUAUGGAGAGAGGCUGGCAGUCUAUAACACACAGGAGGACCCUCAGCAGAACCAGAUCAUAUUGACACUCUGAUCUCCUUCAGACUGGCUUCCAUGCUUCAGACUUGUGAGAAAUAAAUGUUUGUUCUUUAA
This is a messenger RNA of Capra hircus (goat), 5070 nucleotides long. RefSeq names its product toll like receptor 7 (gene TLR7). The transcript has 3 exons. Gene Ontology annotation, biological process: toll-like receptor 7 signaling pathway; defense response to virus; canonical NF-kappaB signal transduction. Gene Ontology annotation, molecular function: pattern recognition receptor activity; protein binding. NCBI's taxonomy places the organism in Eukaryota, Metazoa, Chordata, Mammalia, Artiodactyla, Bovidae. Bases 922 to 4074 code for a protein of 1050 amino acids. The record is from RefSeq and is a predicted model, not a curated record. Gene Ontology annotation, cellular component: plasma membrane.